Musa acuminata AAA Group (dessert banana) is the source of this 2509-nucleotide messenger RNA. RefSeq names its product probable galacturonosyltransferase 13. Gene Ontology annotation, molecular function: polygalacturonate 4-alpha-galacturonosyltransferase activity. NCBI's taxonomy places the organism in Eukaryota, Viridiplantae, Streptophyta, Magnoliopsida, Zingiberales, Musaceae. The transcript has 6 exons. The coding region runs from base 327 to 1931 and encodes 534 amino acids. The record is from RefSeq and is a predicted model, not a curated record.
ACAAUUUCUUCCCCCCCCUUCUCUCUCUCUCUCUCUCUCUCUCUCUCUCUUUUAAGAUCUCGUCAACACCAUCGCGAAUUCUUCCCUUCUCUUUUCGAUCGGAAACUCAAUGCCGGAUCUUCAUAAAUCCCAUCAUUCAGCUGCCCGUAGCUCGAUUUCCGCCAAACGAUCGCUCGAUGCAUCGUAUUGCCGCUCCGUAGCGUGUUCUUUUGCCUAGAAGCUUUGGGGGAGUCAGCAUCUCGUGUUGCCGGCGCCGACACGGCGACGGCGGUGAGGGCCGGCGGCGAGCAGCAGCGGGCGCGGCGGCGUCAGCCACGACGAGGACGAUGCAGAUUAGUUUCUCGCCUAGCAUGAGAAGCAUCACGAUAUCGAGCAGCAAUGGGUUUCUCGACUUGAUGAAGGUGAAAGUCGCCGCCCGCCACAUCUCCUACCGGACCCUGUUCCACACCAUCCUCAUCCUCGCCUUCCUCUUGCCAUUCGUCUUCAUCCUCACCGCCGUUGUCACCCUCGAGGGCGUCAACAAGUGCUCCUCCUUCGAUUGUUUGGGGAGGCGCUUAGGACCAAGGUUUCUUGGUCGCGGAGGUGAUGAUUCCAUGAAACUUGUUAAAGAAUUAUAUGAGAUACUUGACCAAGUAAACUCUGAGGAAAUUCCUGCUGGCCUGAAAUUGACGGAGUCUUUCAGUGAGUUUCUUUCCCACAUGAAGAAUAACCAGUAUGAUGCCAAGACAUUUGCUGUAAGGUUGAAGGCAACGAUGGAAAAUAUGGAGAGGGAGGUAAGAAGAUCAAGACUGGCAGAACAACUGCACAAACAUUUUGCAGCAACUGCUAUUCCAAAAGGCAUACAUUGUCUCUCAUUGCGCUUGACUGAUGAGUAUUCAUCCAAUGCCCAAGCUCGUAAACAGUUGCCACCACCAGAGUUGCUACCAUUGCUAUCUGAUAACUCCUAUCACCAUUUUAUUCUAGCCUCUGAUAAUAUUCUUGCUGCCUCAGUUGUUGUCACAUCAGUUGUAAGAUCUUCAUUAAAGCCUGAAAGGGUUGUCUUCCAUGUCAUAACUGACAAGAAGACUUAUCCGGGUAUGCACUCAUGGUUCGCCUUGAAUCCUCUUUCUCCUGCUAUAAUCGAGGUGAAAGGUGUUCACCAAUUUGACUGGUUAACAAGAGAAAAUGUACCUGUUCUUGAAGCUAUUGAAAAUCACCAUGGUGUUAGACACCAUUAUCAUGGAAAUCAUAUCAUGGGCACCAAUGUUAGUGAUAAUCCAAGGAUUUUUGCUUCUAAACUGCAGGCGAGGAGUCCAAAAUAUAUAUCUCUACUCAACCAUCUGCGCAUAUACCUGCCCGAGCUCUUUCCAAACCUCAACAAGGUGAUGUUUCUUGAUGAUGAUGUUGUUGUUCAACGUGACUUGUCACCGUUAUGGGAGAUUGAUCUUUCUGGGAAAGUAAACGGUGCUGUGGAAACUUGCAAAGGUGAAGAUACAUGGGUGAUGGGCAAGCACUUCAGAACAUAUUUUAACUUUUCACAUCCACUCAUAGCCAGUAAGUUGGACCCUGAUGAGUGUGCAUGGGCAUAUGGAAUGAAUAUCUUUGACUUAAAUGCCUGGAGGAAGACGAGCAUUAGGGAAACAUACCAUUACUGGGUGAAAGAGAAUUUGAAGUCAAACCUCACCCUCUGGAAACUCGGUACAUUGCCACCAGCUCUUAUAGCAUUCAGAGGUUACGUCCGUCCAAUAGACCCAUCAUGGCACAUGCUAGGUUUGGGCUAUCAGGAAAAGACAGACCUCGACAGUGUCACGAAGGCUGCUGUGAUCCACUACAAUGGCCAGUGCAAACCAUGGCUGGAGAUUGGAUAUAAGCACCUCCAGAAAUUUUGGACAAAGCAUGUAAACUAUUCCAAUGACUUCAUAAGGAACUGCCAUAUCUUUGAGCCACAAUAAACUGGGCAGCUACCAUAAAGCAGGGAGGUAGUGUUAGAGAUGGCUCUGUUUUUUUCCUCAAGAUCUGAGCAACCACUGAGGUAAUCAAGAAAUCAGCUGUCAAAGCAGUGCAGUCAAAAUGGUUGGGACUUCUCACAGAUCUAUCCAUUUAAGCAGCUUCAGUCCUGAUGGCAUGGAAGAUUCUAUUCAUUUUGUAAGAUGCUCAUCGGUGUUGUCAUAUUAAAGAUAGUUCUUCGCAGAAUUCUGGAGGGUGUGUUACCCGGUCCUGGAACAAAUGAUGGUUCAUCAUAUUGCUGUCGAUGGAGUAUGGGAUCACACCACCGGUACACACUGAAGCCAGGAUUGGAUUCUCUCGCGAAGCAUUCGGAUCAUCUUUUCUUCUAAUUUUGAGUUUAUUUAUUUAUUAAUUUACUUCAACCUUAUGCUUCUUCUUUUAUCCUCCAAAUUUAAUGGCCAUGAAUUUUACAUCUAUAGGAACCCCCCUCCCCCCCUUCUCGGUAUUGGGGAGCUUUAGGAUAUUUGUCUUAAUUCAUAAUAUGUUAAAAUGUGCAGCUAAUUCUUUUGCUUCGAUUGCUCAA